AUGAUUGCCACCUCCUCCCUCAGCGCAGAAAGACCUGGCUCUACCUCUCUCCCCCUCAUCGCCCCCGAAUCCACUGACCGUCCAGUCUCGACCGCGCCGACUGCUGCUUCCGAGGCCAAAGAGCUACCUGUGACCUACUCCACCAAUGCUCUGUUACGCGAACCCCUCGAAGAAAAUGAACUACGUCAAGUCAAUGGUGGUCGGCGUGGGGAACAAGAGCUGCCUCGUUUACAAGCAAGUGCGCAGAUAGAAGAUGGUGACAACCUGGCGCCCAUUCUCGAAGAUGAUCCGGCGUCCUUCAACCUUAUCGCUCCUCCUCCCCUAGACCAGGGCGAAAUCUUCUCGCUGGAGACGCAGACACAGGCCCUCUUCUCGAGGGGACAUCUACAGGUCAUCUUUGCCGAUCCCAGUUACCUCUUUAAAUUCACGUCUUUCCUUGGAAUGUACCGACCCCAGUCGGUGCCUAUGCUCGUGCACUAUCUGGAUUCUCUGAAAUCACUGCGGGCCAUCAAUUAUGCCAACGCCAUCUGCGAGGGUCUAGACCCGAUAGAAGGAUAUGAGUUUACACAAAGACCGGUCAAGCCGACCAUCAAUACGGCAUUGGAAGAGAGGGCGCACAAGGCUUUUGAAAUACUUGCGAUGGAGGAACUGCCUGCUUUCAUCACACAUCAGUACAUCCAAGUCGUGAGUAACAGCAUUACUGCCAGAAUAACGGGUUCGCUCUCGCCGCAACUCCGGGAAGCCUCAGAUGGGUUAGCAGAAGUGUUUUGUUUGACGGAUCCCUCGAGGCACGACAACCCGAUUGUCUUCGCCUCGGAAGAAUUCAAUCGGACGACCCAGUACGGCAUGUCAUAUGUUCUGGGUAGGAAUUGCAGGUUUUUACAAGGGCCCAUGACCAAUCCGCACAGUCUGCGGAGGAUCCGAGAAGCCCUCAAAGCAGGCAAGCAACAUCAAGAGGUCCUUCUCAAUUAUCGACGGGACGGAUCUCCAUUUGUGAAUUUGUUCAUGAUGGCUCCCCUUUCUGACAGUAGAGGCAUCGUUCGAUAUCAUAUCGGAGCUCAAGUCGACGUGAGUGGGCUUGUCAAGGACUGCUCAGAAAUGGAAUCUCUCCGAAAGCUGUUGGACCUGCGUGCUCGGGGAGAGGAUCCACCGCUGCCCGAGAAGCCUAACCCCGAGAAGAACGACGAGCUACGGGAACUGAGCGAGAUGCUUAAUCAAGGCGAGUUGAAUACCAUCAAGCGCCAUGGAGGGAAGAUGCACCGCGAAAUUGUUGAGGAUGACAUUGAGAGCGUCUCGUCUCACCAUCAACCUCGGCUGUUGCUCAAGGACCCGGAUACCAUGGUGCCAUCAGUUGCCAGUAUAAAUGGGAGACUGAGUGGCAUAUAUCAGCACUAUCUCCUUGUGCGGCCAUAUCCUUCUUUGCGCAUCCUCUUUGCGAGUCCGUCACAACGAUUACCUGGAAUUCUUCAGUCACCCUUCCUGAACAAGAUCGGCGGUUCGAAUCGAGUCCGUGAGGAAUUGACGACUGCAUUUGCCGAAGGACGAGGCGUGACCGCCAAAGUUCGCUGGGUCACUAAAGGCGACGACCAAGGCAAGAACAAGUGGAUUCAUUGCACUCCGCUACUGGGCCAGUCAGGUCAGAUUGGCGUCUGGAUGGUGGUGGUGGUUGACGACGAGAAGACCAUUGAAAGAUGGCCUACUGCAGCCGGACGACACCCACCCCAAGUGGCCGCCACAGAGAGGAGCUGGACUCCAGCUCCCGGCAGCGGGUACCAGAUAGUCGGAUCGCCCCACCACGGUGUUGGCGAAAUGAACGGCGGAUACCAGGAUCGAAAUGGUGGAGGCAGCCUGGGCAGUGCCACGGGCAGCGCGACCAGCCUGAGGAUCGGAUGA
Fonsecaea nubica is the source of this 1893-nucleotide messenger RNA. RefSeq lists its product as hypothetical. The record is from RefSeq and is a predicted model, not a curated record. The coding region runs from base 1 to 1893 and encodes 630 amino acids. Gene Ontology annotation, cellular component: nucleus. NCBI's taxonomy places the organism in Eukaryota, Fungi, Ascomycota, Eurotiomycetes, Chaetothyriales, Herpotrichiellaceae. The transcript is spliced from 4 exons.